Messenger RNA from Henningerozyma blattae CBS 6284, 837 nucleotides. RefSeq names its product type 2C protein phosphatase PTC1 (gene PTC1). Gene Ontology annotation, molecular function: cation binding; protein serine/threonine phosphatase activity. Gene Ontology annotation, biological process: protein dephosphorylation. The transcript has a single exon. NCBI's taxonomy places the organism in Eukaryota, Fungi, Ascomycota, Saccharomycetes, Saccharomycetales, Saccharomycetaceae. The record is from RefSeq and is a predicted model, not a curated record. The coding region runs from base 1 to 837 and encodes 278 amino acids.
AUGGUAGAUCAUAAGAAGGAAGUCAACAAAGAUAAUGAGCUAACAUAUAAAGUUGGGGUUGCAGAAAAUAAAAAUGCACGAUUUCGUCGAACGAUGGAAGAUGUGCAUACUUUUGUAAAGAAUUUUGCAUCUAGAUUAGACUGGGGCUACUUUGCUGUAUUUGAUGGGCAUGCUGGUAUUCAGGCCUCCAAAUGGUGUGGGUCACAUUUGCAUACAGUAAUUGAAGAAAAAAUACUAGACGACGAAACAAGAGAUAUAAGAGAUGUUUUAAACGAAUCGUUUGUAACGAUUGAUAAACAUAUUAAUUCAGAAUUGACUGGCAGUAGUGGAUGUACAGCAGCAGUAUGUGUUCUUCGUUGGGAAGUUCCUGAUGAUAUAUCAGUAGAUAAUAUCAAUCUCACACAACAUAAACGUAAAUUAUAUACAGCAAAUGUCGGUGACACUCGAAUAGUAUUGUUUAGAAAUGGUAGUAGUAUUAGAUUAACAUAUGAUCAUAAGGCGUCAGAUCAAUUAGAGAUGGAAAGAAUUGAAAGUGCCGGUGGUUUAAUUAUGAAAAGUAGAGUGAAUGGUAUGUUAGCAGUUACACGUUCAUUAGGUGAUAAGUUUUUUGAUAGCCUCGUAGUAGCGACACCCUUCACAACAAGCGUUGAGAUAACCGACCAAGAUGAGUUUUUAAUUAUUGCAUGUGAUGGGUUAUGGGACGUUAUUGAAGAUCAAGAAGCAUGUGAAAUGAUUAAAGAUAUUAACGACCCUAAUGAAGCCGCUAAAAUAUUAGUUAGAAUGGCAUUAGAAAAAGGAACUACUGAUAAUGUUACAGUAAUGGUAGUUUUCCUAUAA